Messenger RNA from Camelina sativa (false flax), 3136 nucleotides. Its product is annotated as putative disease resistance protein At1g62630. Lineage: Eukaryota; Viridiplantae; Streptophyta; Magnoliopsida; Brassicales; Brassicaceae. The record is from RefSeq and is a predicted model, not a curated record. Gene Ontology annotation, molecular function: ADP binding.
CUUAAGUCUUUUCUUCAAUUGUUCUUUGCAUAUCGUUUCUGGUACGUAUGCUCAAACUAGUAAACUUCAAAUUUCAGAUCUCUCAAUUUCUGUAAAAUGGGUCUCCCUUUCUCGACGCCCUCCUUUGAUCCGUGCGUAAAUGAAGUCUCUGAAUGGCUAGAGACGAGUGUAAGAUACAUUCUAAAUCUCGAGAAGAAUCUUGUGGAUCUAGAGAGAACCAUGGAGGACCUCAAGGCUAAGCGGGAUGAUAUGUCAAGACGGCUCACAAUUGAGGAGGGUAGAGGUCUACAAAGGCUUGCCGAAUUCGAGGUAUGGCUUAAUAGAGUUGUCAUUGUCGAAAAAGAAGUCAGUGAUAUUCUUUAUGAUAGAGAUGUUCAACUUCAAAGGAUGUGUCUUUUUGGGUUUUGCUCUAUGAGUUUACUGUCAAGCCACCGUUACGGGAAAAGUGUUUUCUUAACGUUGGGAAAAGUUGAGGAACUGAAAAAUAAAGAGUUUGACGUGAUCGCUGCGCAAGCUCAAACGCCUGCGGUGGAGGAACAACCUCUUGAACCGAUAAUUGUUGGUCAAGAAACAAUGCUCGACAAGGCAUGGAAACAUCUCAUGGAAGAUAGAGUUGCUGUUAUGGGUAUGUACGGUAUGGGUGGUGUAGGGAAGACAACUCUUCUCAAACAGAUCAACAAUAAACUCAGUAACGAUAUACGGGGAUUUGACUACGUUAUUUGGGUUGUGGUGUCUAAAGACUCACAGAUGGAGAAGAUUCAAGAGGAAAUCGCUAAGAAUGUUGGUCUUAAUGGAGAGGAAUGGAAACAAAUGGAUAAAAGUGAAAAGACUAAUCGUUUAUUCAAUUUCUUAAGGAAAAAGAGUUUUGUGUUGUUUUUAGAUGACAUAUGGGAGAAGGUGGAUUUAGCUGAGAUCGGAGUUCCGGAUCCAAGAACACAGAAAGGAUGUAAAUUGGCAUUUACCACUCGUUCACAGGAUGUAUGUGCUCGGAUGGGGGUUGGAAAACCAAUGGAAGUCCAAUGCUUGGCAGACAAUGAAGCAUUUGAUUUGUUCCAGAAGAAGGUUGGGCAAACAACACUUGGAAGCGAUCCGGGAAUCCCCGAACUUGCAAGAGAAGUUGCUAAAAAAUGUUGUGGCUUACCAUUGGCUCUCAAAAUCAUAGGCGAGACCAUGUCAUCCAAGACGAAGGUACAAGAAUGGCGUCAUGCGAUACAUGUUUUGAAUUCAUACGCUGCAGAGUUUUUUGGCAUGGACGAUAAGAUCCUUCCGCUUUUGAAGUAUAGCUAUGAUAGUCUUAAGGGGGAGCAGGUAAAGUCGUGUUUGCUGUAUUGUGCUUUAUAUCCAGAAGAUGAUGAAAUUGUGAAAGAUGAAUUGAUAGAGCAAUUGAUAUGCGAGAAUAUCAUAGAUGGAAGUGAAGGUAUAGAGAGGGCCGAGGACAAGGGUUAUGAGAUUAUUGGUAGUCUUGCCCGCGCAUCAUUGUUGAUGGAGUGGGAUGAUCACCUUGGACGAGGUGUUGUGCGUAUGCAUGACGUUGUUCGUGAAAUGGCCCUAUGGAUUGCUUCUGAAUUGGGAACACAAAAAGAGUCCUUCAUUGUGCGUGCACGUGUUGGGUUACGUGAGAUUCCAAAGGUGAAGAAUUGGAACGUUGUGCGAAGGAUGUCGUUAAUGGAGAAUAAUAUUGUUCAUCUCGUUGGGAGUCCUGAAUGUAUGGAACUCACAACUUUCCUCAUGGGAGUGGGAGGAUAUGGACGUUUGUCGUUUACAUUGAAAGAUAUCUCGAGUGAAUUCUUCAAUUACAUGCCAAAGUUAGUUGUUUUGGAUUUAUCGGGUAAUCGCAGUCUCUCUGAAUUGCCGGAAGGAAUAUCAAAUCUAGUUUCCUUGCGUUAUCUCAACUUGAGUUCAACUAGGAUACGCUGUUUGCCAAAGAAGAAGGUACUACAAGAGUUGAAAAAACUAAUUCACUUGGAUUUGGAGUAUACAGAGAAGCUUGAAAGUAUUGCUGGGAUAUCAAGUCUGUAUAAUCUGAAAGUUUUGAAAUUACGUGAAUCUGGAUUGCCAUGGGAUCUCGACACAGUGAAGGAGUUGGAAACUUUGGAACAUUUAAAGAUUUUAAAUGCAACUUUCAAUGUUUCUCCAACUCUGGAGCAAUUUUUUAGCUCUCUUAGGCUGAUGAGUCGUACACGAUUUCUACAGAUCUUUCCCGAAAUUUUAUCAUCACCAAAUAGACAUCUUGAAUCAACUGGAAUAUCACUUUUAGGAUCUAUGGACAAGCUUCGGGAAUUCAGAGUUGAGUUUUGUCGUAUCUCUGAGAUAAAGAUCGGAAGGAUAUCUAACUUCUUGAGCCUCGUCAAAGUUUUUAUAAUAGGUUGUGAAAGCUUGAGGGAAUUGACGUUUCUAAUGUUCGCUCCAAAUCUUAGAAAUCUUAGUAUUCGUCUUUCAAACGACCUAGAAGAUAUAAUAAACAAAGAGAAAGCUUGUGAAGUUGAAGAAUCAGGGAAUGUUCCUUUCCAAAAGCUGCAUGUUCUUCAAUUGGGAAAUCUACCAAAGCUGAAGAAUAUAUAUUGGACUCCUCUACCCUUUCCAUGUCUAGAAAAUAUCAUAGUAUGGGGAUGUCCAAAUCUGAAAAAGCUUCCACUCGAUUCCAAAAGUGGCAAGCAGGGUGAAAAUGGAUGCAUCAUACGUUACAAAUCUCCAGGAUGGAUUGAAGGUGUGGAAUGGGAAGACGAAGCUACAAAACUCCGAUUCUUAUCUUCUUCAUGCUUAGAAAAGGGCCGGCCCACCCAUAAAGCAGGCAAAGCACGCCACACCAUAUUAAAAAUAUUUUAGGGACAUAUGUUGAUGAGAUUAGACAGGUCAGUUGGCUUUGUAUCCUGCAAUUAUGUGGUAAGACUUGUGUUCGAGCCUUCACUUCGCUGGCUUUUAUACAAGAACAUCCAUCAUUGCUGCUUGUACGCUUUUGUUUUUUCAAUUACUUCUUCUCCUUGAUCUUUAUUUUAUUAUAAAAAUAUUAUUAACUAUUUUGGAUUAGUAAUAAUGUAUAUCAAGAGAGAUAUCGUCUAAGAACUCGACUAUGAAUCCUAAUCAAUGAAGUUGCUGUGAUAAAAGUUAGAAAAAUUAAUUUUUAGAUUGUUUUACA